Messenger RNA from Dictyostelium discoideum AX4, 753 nucleotides. RefSeq lists its product as hypothetical. Bases 1 to 753 code for a protein of 250 amino acids. The record is from RefSeq and is a predicted model, not a curated record. The transcript is spliced from 3 exons. Gene Ontology annotation, cellular component: signal recognition particle. Gene Ontology annotation, biological process: SRP-dependent cotranslational protein targeting to membrane. Lineage: Eukaryota; Evosea; Eumycetozoa; Dictyosteliales; Dictyosteliaceae. Gene Ontology annotation, molecular function: 7S RNA binding.
AUGAAUAAAACAUUAAAAUUAUUAUCAACAUCAAAACAAGUUAGAAAUAUAUAUACAACAACAACAUUUUUAACUAGACAACCACAACAAAGAUCAAUACAAUUUUUAAACUCAAGAUCAUUUCAUUCAUCAAAUCCAACAUUUAUAUUUGAAAAUGUUUUGGGUAAAAUUAAAAAUGUUUUUUCUAGUGAUAAAGAUAAAACUAAAGAAUACCCAACAAAUGAAAAGGAUUUAGAGGAUAAAGCAAAUACAAAUUUAAAAACACAAUCACAAUCACAACCAAAAGCUAUUGAAAAAACCAAAGAACAAAGAGAUCAUGAGAAUGAAGAAUACCAAAAGUUAUUGAUGAGUGGAAAAAGAUAUGAUUUCAAUAUCUUUAAAGAUUAUAUAAUACAAUAUCAAUUACAAAUUAAAGAUCAAGCAAAAAUUGAUGAAAUUAAUAAUUUCAUUAAAAUAAUUGAUAAAAUGACACCAGCUGAAAGAGAAAAUCCACUCAUUUUCCGUAAAAAUGCUUUUAAAAUUAGAGCUAGAUUAAUUAAAGAUUCUGGCACAGAUAUGAUUAUUUUUUCAACAUUUAAUGAUACAUUUACUCAAGCAAAACAAUUACAUGAUGUUUUGGGUAGUUUUAAAAGAAAAGGUAUGGAAAUACCAAAUACAGCUGGUGAAAUACCAUCUUUCUUAAAGAAAAAUGCUGAAAUAAUUAGAGUUGAAGUUGCCAAACUUACACAAGAAGAAAAUAGAAAAUAUUUAUAA